CAUAAACCAACAUCGUCAUGGUAAUGUUGCAGAACAGCAUUUUCAAAACAUCCUAGAAACAACAGCUGAAUAACAUAAAAUGCUUUAAAAACAUUAAGAAAACAUAUCAGGCUAUAUUUUUAAAAAGUAGCCACAAAAUUUAAAUAUAACAUGUUUUUUUAUUUCAAAACACAACCAGAACAAAUUACAUUUGUGGGACAUUUUAUUUAUCUGUUAAAAUAACGUCAUUUGAGAUGUUAUUUAAGAGAAUGACGUCACCACUCCUGAAAACAUUCUUGCUAUAUCCAAGGAAGUGAAAUACUUACAGCGUUGAGUGACGUCACACAGCCCAAAAAUGAAUGCUUAAUAUCUCAAACACCAAACCAGCACAAACGAAUGGAAGUUUUGAUUAUUUAAUGAUAUUGGUGCGACUUCACAGAGGUUAUAAACCUAUGAACAGAGUCUCGUCUAUAACUCAUGAAUGCAGCAGCUUUAAUCUUCACACAUCUGGAGGCACGACUAUUUCACUAAUGAACAAUUCUCACACAUACAGUCAUGGUGGGAUGCUUUAUAAAUGCAUGUUUUACAAAGGUUGAUAUGAACUCAGAACACACACACAUACACACACACACAUUUAGGAAGAGUGUUUUCCCGCAGGAUUCUGCCGCUCCAGUCUUUGAUGUUUUUGCUGUAUUUAGGAAGUUUAAGAGCUAUUGUCUGUACGACUGAUAAACAUUAGCAGGAAGUUCCUCUUAAAACACAGCGAGGGUCCAGAACACCGAGCCAGACGAGUUUCCAUGACGUCAUCAGCAGCGGGCCAUCGUCCAUUCAGUCAUGUUUUACUCAUUAACAGCUGAUCUGACAUCAGUCUGAGUGUUUCUCAGGUUAUAGAAGUCACACACUGAAUACUUGAGUAACUGGUGUUGUGCUAUGGUACGACUGGUCAUAUACUGACGAUACAGGUUAUUCUUCGUGUUCAGAUGUUCUCUGGCAAACAGAUUCUUAUGAACACAGAUGCAGCUCGCUGCAGCUCAUUAGUCCAGUGGGAGGAAGUGACAUCAUCUGCAGCUGCUAAUCACUGGUGAUCUGGGGCCAGUUAUAGACUAGUUAGAGCACAAAUGGCCACUAAGUUACAAUUUGCACAGCCCUGAUUUAUUUGAGUGUUGCCGCACUUGGUGAAACAUAACCUUACGUGUAAAUUAAACAUUUACGGAUGGAGAAUAAAAUAAAUAAAAGUGUUUACAUGCACAAACAUUGAUUAUGCUUCAGACGACAACAUGAAGGCCUUAAACCUGAAGUAUGGAACUUAUUCAGUGUUAAAAUAUGUUCUAUGACCCAAGCCAGGUCUCCUUAGCAACCAAAUUGUGCUGGUUGCUAGGGAGGGUGGAGUCACAUGGGGUAACCUCCUCGUGGUUGAUAUAAUGUGGUUCUCGCUCUCGGUGGGGCGUGUGGUGUGUGACUCCAGACAGGUGUCCUUAGCAACCAAAUUGUGCUGGUUGCUAGGGAGGGUGGAGUCACAUGGGGUAACCUCCUCAUGGUUGCUAUAAUGUGGUUCUCACUCUCGGUGGGGCGUGUGGUGAGUGACUCCAGCCGGGUCUCCUUAGCAACCAAAUUGGCCUGGUUGCUAGGGAGGGUCAAGUCACAUGGGGUAACCUCCUCGUGGUCACUAUAAUGUGGUUCUCGCUCUCGGUGGGGCGUGUGGUGAGUGACUCCAGCCAGGUGUCCUUAGCAACCAAAUUGUGCCGGUUGCUAGGGAGGGUGGAGUCACAUGGGGUAACCUCCUCAUGGUUGCUAUAAUGUGGUUCUCACUCUCGGUGGGGCGUGUGGUGAGUGACUCCAGCCAGGUGUCCUUAGCAACCAAAUUGUGCCGGUUGCUAGGGAGGGUGGAGUCACAUGGGGUAACCUCCUCAUGGUUGCUAUAAUGUGGUUCUCACUCUCGGUGGGGCGUGUGGUGAGUGACUCCAGCCGGGUCUCCUUAGCAACCAAAUUGUGCUGGUUGCUAGGGAGGGUGGAGUCACAUGGGGUAACCUCCUCGUGGUCGCUAUAAUGUGGUUCUUGCUCUCGGUGGGGCGUGUGGUGAGUUGUGUGUGGAUGACGCGGAGAAUAGCGUGAAGCCUCCACACACGCGCUACGCCUCCACGGUAACACGCUCAACAAGUCACGUGAUGAGAUGCGCAGAUAGACGGUCUCAGACGCGGUGGCAACUGAGACACUUUACUGUGUGUGUCGCCUGCCGUCACUGACAUGACAAGUUUCAACACAUAUCACAUAAUUAGGAUACUACAAUAAAUAUAAACUUAAUUAUUAUUAACUUUACAUACAGUUCUUGAAUAUUAUUAUUAGUUCUAUAUUUAAAUAUGCUAUUUAUUAUAUGUACUUAUAUCAUUGGAAAUGUAAUUCAUUACCGACAGCAGUUGCAUGAGACAAAACACUUUUGAACAUCAACUGUAAUGAGAUUAACUGAACUGCUCCUGAAUGGAUCAAUAAAUCAUAUUCAUAAUCAUAUUAUUUGCCGACACCAGAGGAGGGUAAAAAUAUAGAUUUUAUCGAUAUCGCAAUCCGAUAUUGAUUCUUAAAAUGCGGGUAAAUCACAUUCUCAUUAAUAUGCGCUCAACUAAAACACUUGACCUGACGCUGUUCUUAAAGAGACAGUACCGUUUUAGCACUUGCUCUACAUAUCAAUGUCAUACAUGUAAACAGCAUGAAUGAUGAGAGCUUUUAGGACUAGCUGAGUUUUGCUUUAAGCUGCUCUGCUGUUGACACCAUCAGAAGGAUAUUUUCAGUGUCAUGACCAUAGACAGUAAUAAAAGAUGGCCGACGCCCAUUCGCUCUUUUCCAUUGGUGAGAACUGAAGCCGCCAGUCUCCCGAUAUGGCGCUGACAUCUUGGGACUUGAGUCUGCGCAGUUGCGAUUUCGGGACCAGACCUGCGCAGUAGUGAGCAGGAAGUAAAGCAGCGAAAUCAAGGCCCCGCCCUCACUCUCGCUGAAUCAAUCGCAAGCACACGCCCCUUUUGACUUUUGACUAAUGACGGUGUGAAAUAAUUAAUUAUAGAAAUUUAGAUAUUCAAUUUAAAGCUCCAAUCUCCUCAGUCCUCCGAAGAUCCCGAAAAAAAGUCAGUUGGUGCUUCAGUGACUACUUCACUCAGAGAACCUGUCAAUCACAGCUGUCAAUCAUGAUGUCACAGCAGCGUUUUUAUAGCAUCAAAUAACUAAAAACAAACUUAUUUUGAAAACAAACACUUGAAAUGACAUCAGCGUGAUAGAAACGACAGUAAAUGACAGAAACUAUCUUUGGAAAAAAGAUAUGUGAAGUGUAAUUUAAUUGUUUAGUUGGUCUCACGUCCCGUUGAAUAACAUGGGGAGGCGGGGCUUAUGAUCUAUACUAGGACCAGCCACCGGGGGGCGAUCGACACAUUUUGGCUUCACUUUUGAGGGCUUGUGCGGCACGCUUGGUCAUGAGCAGCAUGAACUUGAUUGGAAACGCCUCCAUUUGUAAUGCACUCGGCUUUGGAAAGACUUGAGGGUGAAUAAAUGUUUUUGGCUAAACUAUUCCUAUAAUUGUAGGUCUAAGCAGGCCAAUGGAAAAGUAAAGCUACAAGCUUGUUGAAGUAAAAGUUGGCUGAUGGUAUUUCUUCUCAGCCAGUGAAAAGAAAGCGUGUGUACUGUAUGUAACGUGUGUACAUGACUAACACGAGCUCACAGACAUCAUGCGAAUCACUUCAAAUUUCUCCACUAAUGAAAUGAGCAGCUCAAACAUUAUUUGCAAAUCUACGUUGUUAAAUGUGGAAUGUGAUGGUUAAAGUCGGUCCAGCUCUCAAUAAUCUCAUGUUCAUUGUUCUGCUGAUGUCAUUCAGUACAUACAAGUCAAAUCACAACCAGAUGUUCUGCUCAGUUAAACACACACACACAAUCACACGCACGAACACACACACACACACACGUGCACACACACACACGCACACACACAAUCACACGCACGAACACAUACACACACACACACAAUCACACGCACGAACACAUACACACACACACACACAAUCACACGCACGAACACACACACACAAUCACACCCACGAACACACACACACUCGCACGAACACACACACACACACACACAAUCACACGCACGAACACAUACACACACACACACAAUCACACGUACGAACACACACACACACAAUCACAUGCACGAACACACACACACAAUCACACCCACGAACACACACACACUCGCACGAACACACACACACACACACACAAUCACACGCACGAACACAUACACACACACACACACUCGCACGAACACACACACACACACACACACACAAUCACACGCACGAACACAUACACACACACACAAUCACACGCACGAACACAUACACACACACACACACAAUCACACGCACGAACACACACACACAAUCACACCCACGAACACACACACACACACACACACAAUCACACGCACGAACACACACACACACACACACACACACACAAUCACAUGCACGAACACACACACACACACUCGCACGAACACACACACACACACAAUCACACGCACGAACACAUACACACGAACACACAAACACAUUGACACGCACACACACACACACGAACACACACACAAUCACAUGCACGAACACACACACACACACACACACACACACACAAUCACACGCACGAACACAUACACACACACACACAAUCACACGCACGAACACAUACGCACGAACACACAAACACAUUGACACGCACACACACACACACACACACACGCACAAACACACACACGAACACACACACACACACACACACACACACACACACACACACACACACACACACACUCACUCACACACACUCACACUCACACACACUCACACUCACACACACUCACUCACACACACACACACACACACACUCACACACUCACACACUCACACACACACACACACACACACACACACACACACACACACACCGUUGUGUUUCCAUGUUUUAUGGGGACUUUCCAUAGACAUAAUGGUUUUUAUACUGUACAAACUUUAUAUUCUAUCCCCUAAACCUAACCCUACCCCUAAACCUAACCCUCACAGAAAACUUUCUGCAUUUUUACAUUUUCAAAAAACAUAAUUUAGUAUGAUUUAUAAGCUGUUUUCCUCAUGGGGACCGACAAAAUGUCCCCACAAGGUCAAACAUUUCGGGUUUUACUAACCUUAUGGGGACAUUUGGUCCCCACAAAGUGAUAAAUACACUCACACACACACACACUCUAACACACACACACUCACACACACACACACACACACACACACACUCACUCACACACACACACACACACACACACACACACACAAUCACACGCACGAACACAUACACACGAACACACAAACACAUUGACACGCACACACACACACAAUCACACGCACGAACACACACACACACACGAACACACACACACACACGCACAUGCACGAACACAUACACACGAACACACAAACACAUUGACACGCACACACACACACACACACACGAACGCACACACAAUCACAUGCACGAACACACGCACGCGCACACACACACACACGCGCGCGCACAAACAUACACACGAACACACAAACACAUUGACACGCACACACACACACACACACACGAACACACACACAAUCACAUGCACGAACACACAAACAUACACACGAACACACGCACGCAUGCACACACACACACACACACACAAACAAACACACACACACACUCUUACAAACACACACAAACUACAGUAUGAGAAUUAUCAAAACAUUUCAGACUCUCUAAGAAGAAUCUUAAAAUAUCAACUCAAUCGACAAGGAUGUAAAAGAUGACAAACGUUUAGAUCAUUUGACUUAAUUUUCCUGUCAGAAAUCACAGAGGUGUCCUCAAACAUGACCUCACUGUCACUGUCAGCCAAUCGUGUG
This is a messenger RNA of Xyrauchen texanus (razorback sucker), 5936 nucleotides long. RefSeq names its product histidine-rich glycoprotein-like. The transcript is spliced from 2 exons. The record is from RefSeq and is a predicted model, not a curated record. NCBI's taxonomy places the organism in Eukaryota, Metazoa, Chordata, Actinopteri, Cypriniformes, Catostomidae. Bases 3760 to 5115 code for a protein of 451 amino acids.